Molecule: messenger RNA, 849 nt
Organism: Salvelinus sp. IW2-2015
Lineage: Eukaryota; Metazoa; Chordata; Actinopteri; Salmoniformes; Salmonidae
Source: RefSeq, a predicted model, not a curated record
GGACAAACUAGAAAGUGCAGCGUUUUUAUGGCGUCGACAAAGAAUUCAAAUGAAGAAGCACUCAAGAUGAAGAGCAAACCUGGGUAAAAGCAACACAACAAAACUAAGAUGUCUAAACACCAUCGAGACCCCAUCAAAACAGAGUGUGGAACACAGUCAGAUGAUGUUUACUGCAAUAGAGAAGAACCAGACAUUAGCCAAUCACCCUACAUUACUAAAGGGGUUUGUAUCAGCUCCAUCCAAAUCAAAGAGGAACCAACAGACUUUGAACAGCAGGGAAUGGGAGAGGAACCAAACCGUUCUGUUCCUUCCUUCCAGAAGAAGCACAUCAAACAUCAAAAUACAUCCAAUCCAAUGACCGGAUGUAGCAAGAUAUCAUUGAGUCCUGUGGUGACACUAACAAGAUUGUCUAAUGUAGUGGUUAAGACACUUCUGCGAGACACUAAGGUGUGUUUGGUGAAGGAGGAAAACUCAGACGAGACAGAUGGAGUCUCUACUUCUCAGUUCUUUCCUUGUCCACACUGCACCAUCUCCUUCACUGACUGUUACUUCCUGGAGAAUCACAUCAAGACCAAACACCAGAAGCAGUACGUGGCCAUGCUGAAAAGCCAUGUCUCAACAAGUAAAACCGUGUAUGCCCCCACACACAGCUGUCCCCACUGUAGCUGCAUGUUCCAUACCCCACGACAGCUACACGUCCACACUGGCUGGGGUUCUUUGAUAUGUGCGGCGGCACGAAACACACGCCCUGGUCCCAGGGUCUGCUGGGGUUGUGGCCAGCCAGGCCAUCUGCGCCGGGAUUGCCCCAUGUCCUCCAGUGCUCAGGGAAACGGCUCGGGGUCCGCAUAG